Molecule: messenger RNA, 904 nt
Organism: Rhineura floridana
Lineage: Eukaryota; Metazoa; Chordata; Lepidosauria; Squamata; Rhineuridae
Gene: MRPL24
Product: mitochondrial ribosomal protein L24
Exons: 6
Coding region: 111-761 (216 amino acids)
Biological process (GO): translation
Cellular component (GO): ribosome; mitochondrion
Molecular function (GO): structural constituent of ribosome; RNA binding
Source: RefSeq, a predicted model, not a curated record
CCCAGAAUGCACUGCUCCGACACCCCCCUUUGGUUCUUUGCACGAGCGCGAACAGCCUGCUUGGGAACUAGUUGCAAGUGCCGGCGCUGGAGCUGCAAGCGGAGGGGACCAUGAGGCUCUCCGUCCUCCUUGCCAUGGCAGAGAAGUUCAAGCCACCGAGAGGCUACCGGUACGGUAUGAACCGGCCUGGGUCGAUGGCCGACAAGAUUAAGAAUCCUCCUGGGAUCCAGCGCAAGAAGAUAUUUGUGGAGCCCAUCCGAGAUGAGGACUGGAAGGUCUUCCAGGGCGACACGGUCCAGAUCCUGACGGGGAAGGAUGUUGGCAAGCAAGGGCUGGUCAGCCAGGUGAUCCGAGAGCGGAACUGGGUUGUCCUGCAGGGCCUGAACGUGCAUUACCGCUACAUUGGCAAAUCCCGCAACUACCCCGGUACGUACAUUGCCAGUGAAGGCCCGCUGCUGGUGAAGGACGUGGCACUGAUUGACCCCACCGACAGGAAACCCACCGAGGUGGAAUGGCGCUACACUGAAGAAGGGGAGAGGGUGCGCGUCUCUCUCAGGACCGGCAGAAUCAUCCCCAAGCCCGUGGAGGAGAGAGAGGAUGGCAUAAUACCAGAGCAGUGGACCGAUGGUCCCAAAGACACAUCAGUAGAGGAUGCCUUAGAGAAGACCUACGUCCCCUCCUUGAAGACCUUCCAAGAGGAAAUCAUGGAGCUGAAGGGAAUCAUAGAGACGCGCCACUUCAGGAAGUCCUACUGGUAUUAAUGCCCCUCUUGCCUUCUGGAGUGGCAGACGGCUGCCUGGACUGUGAAAGACUCUCUGCCCAUCUGGGACUCAGUCUGAAGGAAGGAUGUCGACUCAAGGCUGAAAUGGGGCUGGGCAGGAAGUGCCGUAUAAAGGAUCUCCUC